AUGGUCCUCUAUCCACUGUACGACAACGAUCACGAAGGUGGCGGAAGCUCGCUUUCUGCCGCAGACUUCUGCGACUCGCCGACGCCCACCAACAACACCACCAGCGAAUCAAUUACCGCCGGUGAUCAUCAGCAGCUGAAGACCAGCUCCAGUGGUGGUGGUGGUGAUUUAGCCACUGCAAACCGGCGCCUCCAGGAGCGGCUCGACUUUCUGCAGCUGGAGAAGGAGAAGAUCCUGCGCGACAACAGCCUGCUGAAGAUUCAGCUAAACAAGUACCUGGCGGCGCUGGAGCUUCUCAAGUACAAUCACAGUCGCGGAGGAGAGGCCGGGGGUGAAACUUCUUCUUCCAACAGUAACAACAGAAGAGAAGACGGGGGCACCAGUAGUGGUGAUAACGAGGUGGAGGUGUACGAGCGGAAGCUCGUCCAGGUGUCGGAGAUGCACGGCGAGCUGGUGGAGUUCAAUGAGCACCUCUACCGGGUGAUCCAGCAGAAGGACUCCAUCAUCGGCCGACUGAGGGACGAGCUGGUGGAGCUGAGGGGGCCGCUUCCCGACAACGACGACCUCCUGAGCAUCUCCUCGGAGGCGGCGACCAGCGCCGUGGCGGCGGCCUCCAUCGCCGACCAGUCGCUCUCCUCCCUGCCGCUCAUUCACGUGUGGAUUCCCACGGCCUUCCUCUCCGGCGGCUUCAAGGGCAAAUCGCACCACAUCUACCAGAUCUACCUGCGCAUCCGCGACGAGGAGUGGAACGUCUACCGGCGGUAUUCGCAGUUCUACGCUCUGCACAAGAGCCUCAAGGCGCGCCACCCCACGGUGGUGGGCGGCUUCGAGUUUCCGCCGAAGAAGGCCCUCGGCAACAAGGACUCCAAGGUGGUGCAGGAGCGGCGGAAGAAGCUGGAGACCUAUCUGCGGAAUGUGCUCAACUACCUCCAGACGAACAGCGGCAGCGGGAGCGGUGGCGACCACCUGUCCAGCAAGGAGAAGCUGGUCGCUGCGGUGCCCUUUCUCAGCGACAAGUUCUUCCUUCAAGACCGGUCGCACAGCGUCUCUGACACCAAUUUGAAUGCGAGCAGCAAUGCCGGUCGAAGUUCCAGUCGAAGCCAUACUCAGUCCUCAGCAGUUCAACAGCAGCAGCAGCAGCCUCAGCCGGCUCAGCACUACAUGGGCUUCUGA
This is a messenger RNA of Rhagoletis zephyria (snowberry fruit fly), 1173 nucleotides long. NCBI's taxonomy places the organism in Eukaryota, Metazoa, Arthropoda, Insecta, Diptera, Tephritidae. The record is from RefSeq and is a predicted model, not a curated record.